Molecule: messenger RNA, 7573 nt
Organism: Echinops telfairi (small Madagascar hedgehog)
Lineage: Eukaryota; Metazoa; Chordata; Mammalia; Afrosoricida; Tenrecidae
Gene: MPRIP
Product: myosin phosphatase Rho interacting protein
Exons: 25
Coding region: 1-6903 (2300 amino acids)
Biological process (GO): actin filament organization
Cellular component (GO): actin cytoskeleton
Molecular function (GO): actin filament binding
Source: RefSeq, a predicted model, not a curated record
AUGACUCCUACAGCAAAACCCAUCUAUGGUGGUUGGCUGCUCCUGGCUCCGGAUGGGACUGACUUUGACAACCCAGUGCAUCGGUCUCGGAAAUGGCAGCGGAGGUUCUUCAUCCUCUACGAACAUGGUCUCCUGCGCUAUGCCCUGGAUGAGAUGCCUACCACCCUUCCCCAAGGCACCAUCAACAUGAACCAGUGCACAGAUGUGGUAGACGGGGAGGGCCGGACCAGCCAGAAGUUCUCUCUGUGCAUCCUGACGCCCGAGAAGGAGCAUUUUAUCCGGGCGGAGAACAAGGAGAUCAUCAGCGGAUGGCUGGAGAUGCUCAUGGUCUACCCUCGGACCAACAAGCAGAACCAGAAGAAGAAACGAAAAGUAGAGCCUCCUACACCACAGGAGCCAGGGCCUGCCAAAGUGGCUGUCACCAGCAGCAGCAGCAUCCCCAGUGCCGAGAAAGUUCCCACCACCAAGUCCACCCUGUGGCAGGAAGAAAUGAGAGCCAAGGACCAGCCAGAUGGAAACAGCCUGAGUCCAAGCCAGAGCCAGCCUCCUGCUGUCAGCUCCUUGCAAGAACCAGGGCUGGAGGGCAGAGAAGAGGAGGGCACCAUGAGCAGCGAGCAGAUGGACUGUGGCCGCAAAGUCCGAGUGGAGAGCGGCUACUUCUCCUUGGAGAAGACAAAACAGGAUUUGAAGGCCGAAGAGCAGCAGCUGCCCCCACCAAUCUCUCCCCCCAGUCCCAGCACCCCCACCAACAGCAUCUCCCUCAACUCCCUGGACACAGCCGGCCAGCCCCCCGCUCACCUGGACUGUGGUGGCGCUGGGGGGCGGGAAGCAGAGAGACUGGGGCACACCAUUGCCUUUAAAGCCAGCAGGCAGUAUGCCGCCCUGGCCGACGUCCCUAAGGCCGUCAGGAUCAGCCACCGAGAAGCCUUCCAGGUGGAAAGAAGGCGGCUGGAGCGUAAAACUCGGGCCCGCAGCCCUGGCAGGGAAGAGGUGGCCCGGCUGUUUGGAAAUGAGCGGAGGAGGUCCCAGGUGAUCGAGAAGUUUGAGGCCUUGGACAUCGAGAAGGCAGAGCACAUGGAGACCAGUGCACCGGCUGGGCUCACACCGGCCGGUGACACUCGCCAGGGCCGAAGCGAGAAGAGGGCAUUCCCCAGGAAGCGGGACCUCACUGCUGAAGCCCCUACAGCCCCGCUCCCAGAUGCACCAGCUCCCCCUCUGUCUCCACACCGAAGAGCCAAGUCACUGGACAGGAGGUCCACGGAGCCCUCCAUGACGCCCGACCUGCUGAAUUUCAAGAAAGGCUGGCUGACUAAGCAGUAUGAGGAUGGCCAGUGGAAGAAACACUGGUUUGUCCUGGCGGAUCAGAGCCUGAGGUACUACAGGGAUUCAGUGGCUGAGGAGGCAGCGGACCUGGAUGGAGAAAUUGACUUGGCUACAUGUUACAAUGUCACUGAGUAUCCAGUCCAACGAAACUAUGGCUUUCAGAUACACACCAAGGAGGGCGAGUUUGCCCUCUCAGCGAUGACAUCCGGGAUCCGGCGGAACUGGAUCCAGACCAUCAUGAAGCAUGUCCACCCAACCACCGCUCCUGACGUGACGAGCUCAUUGCCACAGGAGGAGAACAAGAGCCGCUCCCUCGAGAUCUGCCCUCGGCCAAGUGACAAGCAGGAAGGUGGCCUUGGAGAGCCAGACCCUGAGCAGAGACGGAGCCGUGCGAGGGAGCGGAGGCGCGAGGGGCGCUCCAAGACCUUUGACUGGGCCGAGUUCCGUCCCAUCCAGCAAGCCCUGGCCCAAGAGAGGGCCAGUGCCAGGAGGCCCUGUGAUGCCCAGAAGUCUGGGUGUGCCGAGGCAGACCUAGGGGAGCAGGAACUGGAACGGGAGCGCACCAGGCGCCGGGAGGAGCGCCGCCGACGUUUCGGGGCCCUUGACACUGCAGACCCAGGGCCAGGAGCAGAUGAUGCCGUCUCUCGCAUGGAGGUGGACCGGAGCUCGGGGCUGCCCGUGACCUCAGACCUGAAGACCCAGAGUGUCCAUGUGGAGAUUGAGCAGCGUUGGCAUCAAGUGGAAACCACACCCCUGCGGGAAGAGAAGCAAGUGCCCAUCGCCCCGCUGCACCUGGCCCCCUUCGAGGAUGGAAGUGAUCGGCUCCCUGCGCACGAGCUGACCUCUCUGCUGGAAAAAGAGUUGGAACAGAGCCAGAAAGAGGCUUCUGAACUGCUGGAGCAGAACCGGCUUCUCCAGGACCAGCUGCGCAUGGCGCUAGGCCGGGAGCAGAGUGCGAGGGAGGGCUACGUGCUGCAGACUGAAGUGCCCGGCGCCUGGCAGAGGCUCCAUAAAGUCAACCAAGAUCUCCAAAGCGAACUGGAUGCCCAGUGCCAGCGCCAGGAGCUGGUCAGUCAGCAGAUUCAGGCCCUGAAGCGCAGCUAUGGGGAGGCCAAGGACAUGAUCCGACACCACGAGGCUGAGGCCCAGAGCCUCCAGGCGAGGCUGAGCAAUGCUGCUGCUGAGCUGGCCAUCAAGGAGCAGGCACUGGCCAAGCUCAAGAGCGACCUGAAACUGGAGAAGGACAAGGUCCACGAGCAGCUGGAGGAGUGGCAGCACAGCGAGGCCGCCUUGAGCGGGCAGCUCAAGGCCAGUGAGCAGAAGCUCAAGAGCGCAGAGGCCCUGCUGCUCGAGAAGAUGCAGGAGCUGCGGGACCUGGAGACCCAGCAGGCACUGCAGAGGGACCGGCAGAGGGAGGUACAGAGGCUUCAGGAGCGCAUUGCCGACCUCAGCCAGCAGCUUGGCGCCAGUGAGCAGGCCCAGAGGCUGAUGGAGGAGAAGCUGCAGAGAAACUACGAGCUGCUGCUGGAGAGCUGCGAAAAGGAGAAGCAGGUGCUGCUGAAGAGCCUGAAGGAGGUGGAGGACAGGGCCAGUGCCUAUGAGGACCAGCUGCGGGAGCGCGAGCAGCAGGUGGAGCUCCUGCAGAAGGAGAAGCUGAGCGCCACGCUGGAAGGCAGUGAGCGUGUGCACCAGUUGGAGGAGCAGCUGGCGCGGAAGGAGGCCAGCAUCCAGGAGCUCGCCGAGCACGUGCAGGGCCUCCAAGACGAGUGCCACCUCCUCAGACAGCGCUUCCAAGAGCUGGUGGCCCGGGUUGCCAUGUCGGACGGGGACGUUGCUGCGCUGCAGGCCCAGCUGCAGGGAAAGGAGGCUGACUACCUCAACCUGGAGCACUCCUUUGGGGAGGUGUCUGGGCAGCUCCAGCGCAUGCACGCGCUGCUGCGGGAGAGGGAGGAGGAGCUGGGACGCAUCAAGGAGCUGCACCAGAGAGUCCUGGACAGGAAGGAGCAGGACCUCAAUGAGGCCUUGGUGAAGAUGGUGGCCUUGGGCAGCAGCUUGGAGGAGACGGAGAUGAAGCUGCAGGCAAAGGAGGAGAUGCUCAGGAAGCUGGUGAAUGAGUCUUCACCGAGUGCCGAGGAACUUCCUGCCACUCUGGGAACAGACAGUGGCAGCCUUGCCCAGAUGGGGCCGGUUGCUGGGGCACCUCUGGACAUCCCACACACGAGGCCGAAGGACAAGGACCCGGGGACUGGUCUGGGGGAGGCUGGUGGGGAUGUACCCAGGCCUGAGUCAGGGACACCUGGCAGUAAACGGCAAAGAAUCCGGUUCUCCACCAUCCAGUGCCAAAAGUACAUCCACCUCGAUGGGUCGGAGAAGACCUGGACUGGCAGCACGUCCUCUGACACCAGCCAGGACCGCUCGCUCUCGGAGGAGAGUAUGUCUUCUGAGCCUGCCGCUGGGCCCAGCAACGCAGACAGCUACCUCUCUGUCAUCCACUCCCUGGAGACCAAGCUGUACAUCACAGAGGAGAAGCUCAAGGAUGUGACUCUCCGGCUGGAGAGCCAGCGGGGCCGCGAUCAGGAGGCCCUGAUGACCCUGCACCACCAGUGGGCUGGCACUGAGGCCCAGCUCCGAGAGCAGCUCCGGGCCAGCCUUGCCCAGGCCGGUGCCCUGGCUUCCCAACUGGAGCAGGAGAGGCAAGGGAGGGCUGCAUGCACAGAGAGCCAUGCUAGGGAGCUCGGGAGCUUCCGGGUGACAAACAGCCGGGCCCUGACCUGUUUAGAGGACUGCCGGGAGCAGCUGAGGGCCCUGCUGAGGACAAACCAGGAGGAGUGUGCCGCCGCCGCCGCCCCCUCCGCCUCGCUGGCCAGCAUGGAGAGCACACUGGCGGAUGCUAUCCAGGCCCUGCAGUUGCCGCCAGCUCCCACAGACAGCCCAGGCCCCGCUCUGCAGGAGGACGGGAGCCGCCCACCAGGUGGGCAGCCCUGGCUGCCUGAGGUGAAUGAACAGGAACAGCUGAAGCUCCUCUCAGAGCGGAUCACUCUGGAAGCCUCGCUGAUAAAUCAGAUUGCAGACUCUUUGAGAAAUACCACCUCGGACAUCUCCUGUGUCCUCCAAGAGAUCUCUCAGUCCGAAGGGCUGCCCCUGGAGUCCGAACGCACAACAGCUUGUCCUGGGCCAUUAGCAGAUAGCCUAGCCAAGAAGCUGCUGGUGGAAGGGGAAUUCUGGGGCCAGGUGGAAUCGCUGAGCCAGCACCUGGGGACAUUAGGAUGUGAGGUGGGCUAUGCCAAUGACCGGGGGUGGAGGCAGGGCCUCCUGCCUGCCCUUGGCCCCACCGUGGCAGAUGCCACCCUUGUCAGGGCAGAGCUGAGCUUUGCCGCCCAGUCUGUGAGGGAAUCAUUUCACCACAGGCUGAGCAGUGUCCAGGAAAACCUGCACAGUGCCACGGCGGCCCUGCAUCGGCUCAGGUACACGCUACAUGAGAUCCUGGGUGCCUACCGCACCCCAGAUUUUGACAGAGUGAUGCAGCAGGCGUCAGAAGCCCUUGGACUUGAAGCAGGUGCUGGUGAAGGCAUUCUGCAGCCCUGGAACUUGAGCCCCAUGGGGGAAAUGCUGAGUGGAGACCCCAGAGGCUCCCCAGAGCCCUGUCAGGUGCUCCGCCAGGGCCCUGGCACCCUGGUGGCCGUGCAGGAAGAACUUGCCCAGCAGCUUAAAGCCAAGGCCCACAUCCUGGGGGAGAUAGCGACUGCUCUUACCUGCCUCCCACCAGUGGAGUCGCUCAGCAGCUGCCAGCAGCUCCUCCGGGCCUCCCAGGCCCUCUCCUACAGCGCUUGUGUGGGAGGCCUGGGCCAGUACUCGUCAUUAUUGGUGCAGGAUGCCAUUGUCCAGGCUCAGGUGUGUUAUGCAGCCUGCAAAAUUAGGCUGGAGUAUGAGAGGGAGCUCCAGUCGUACAAGGAUUCGUGGCAGAGCCGCGCCUCCCCCUGCCAGGAGCACUUGCAAGCUCUCGGGGCCCUGAGAGAAGAGUACAGGGAGCUUCUCAGGAAACAGAAGAGCGAAUACCUGGAAGUGAUUACCAUCAUUGAGAGGGAAAAUGCAGAGCUCACCGCGAGGGUCACCCAACUAGGCCACCAGCAGCUCUGUCUGGAGGCCAUGGAGGGACGGCCGGAGGAGGAGCUGCUGGGCGUAGUGGAGCAGCUGGGCCCAGCAGAGCCCACCCUGCAGGCCGCCUCCGCCAACCACCGGCAGGACCUCGAGCAAAGCCACGUGGAGCAGAUGCAGAGCCUGGAGGCCAGGUUCCAGCGCAAGAUGGAAGAACUGCAGGGCAUCCACGCAGAGGAGCUGCGGGCACUGCAGGAGCACUACUCCCAGAACCUGCAGCGCCUGAAGGGAACCCUCAGCCAGUGCCAGCAGCAGCGCCCCGACCCCGCAAGCAGGCCAUCUCCACGGGGCCCCAGCUGGCCAGCCGGUCAGGCCGAAGGGGUGGCUGAGUCUGCAGCCGGCCUUCACAGGCGUGUCCAGGAGCUGGAGGCGAAGACUGACGCCGUGCGAGAGGAGCUGGAACACAAGGGCCUGGAGGACGGCGUGGCCGUGCUGCGACAGAAAUACCAGAGAGACUUGGAGAAUCUGAAGGCCACAUGCGAGCGGGGGUUUGCAGCCAUGGAGGAGACGCACCAGAAAAAGAUUGAGGACCUGCAGAGGCAGCACCAGCGAGAGCUGGAGAAGCUGCGCGAGGAGAAGGACCGCCUGCUGGCAGAGGAGACCGCUGCCACCAUCUCAGCGAUCGAGGCCAUGAAGAACGCCCACCGGGAGGAGAUGGAGCGGGAGCUGGAGAAGAGCCAGCGUUCCCAGAUCAGCAGCAUCAACUCGGACAUCGAAGCCCUGAGGCGACAGUACCUGGAGGAGCUGCAGUCGGUGCAGCGGGAGCUGGAGGUGCUCUCCGAGCAGUACUCACAGAAGUGCCUGGAGAACGCCCACCUGGUCCAGGCACUGGAAGCUGAGAGGCAGGCCCUGCGGCAGUGCCAGCGAGAGAACCAGGAGCUAAACGCCCACAACCAGGAGUUAAAUAACCGCCUGGCUGCAGAGAUCACACGGCUGCGGACAUUGCUGACCGGAGACGGCGGAGGGGAGGCUGGGGGUUCACCCCUCACACAGGGCAAGGACGCCUAUGAGUUAGAGGUGUUACUGCGGGUCAAGGAGUCAGAGAUACAGUACCUGAAGCAGGAGAUCAGCUCUCUCAAGGACGAGCUGCAGACUGCAUUGCGGGACAAGAAAUAUGCCAGCGAUAAGUACAAAGACAUCUACACUGAGCUCAGCAUCGUGAAGGCAAAGGCAGAUUGUGACAUCAGUCGGCUGAAGGAGCAGCUAAAAGCAGCUACGGAAGCACUGGGCGAGAAACCCCCCGAAAACACCGCAGUGUCUGGAUAUGAUAUCAUGAAAUCUAAAAGCAACCCUGACUUCUUGAAGAAAGACAGAUCCUGUGUCAGCCGGCAACUCAGAAAUAUCAGGUCAAAGAGUCUGAAGGAAGGCCUGACGGUGCAGGAGCGGCUGAAGCUCUUUGAAUCCAGGGACUUGAAGAAGGACUAGAUGCCUCCCGCCCCACCUGGAUGCCUCCUCAGCUUGCAGCGGCCCACUAGGCGCUGCUCCCUGUCUGACGUGACUUUUUGCUGUUGUUGUUGGCAGGGACACAGGGACAUGGGGCUGUGUCGAGGGUUGCACACACAUGUACCUGCCUGGGGGUUCCAGCCUCCCAGUGUCUUAUCAAAGCUCUUUCCAGAAAUGAGUCAGUCAGCUGGGGACCAGGCAUCUGUCUUGGCACCCCCGUCCUUACUCUAACCACCACACUAACUGUCAGUAUUAAGGCCAACAGCCUGCCAAUAAGCUAGCUCUGUCUUGCACGGGCACCGGGACCAUGGCCACGGCAGCUCUUGCCCUGGCGCCCGUGCAGUGGUUUGUUCUGGGUCCUCUGGAGCUGAGCACCCCUUGAGCUUGGCUGGCCUCCACGGUCACCCUCUGGGUCCAGCACAGCCAUCAGGUCGUGGUCACGGGCUGCCUGGGCCACAGCACUGCAGCACACUAGCCGAAGGGAAAAGCUAGAGGGGAGCCCCAGGACCCCUCUGAGGGCCGACACAGGGGAGGACACAGUCUUGUAUUUGUCCCACCGACGCAGCUUAGAACCACGUCCCAGCGCUCCACCUGACUGUUGGAAGCAACCAUUCCUAAUCUUGUUUGUUUUUUAUUAAAUCUUGCACACAAA